This is a messenger RNA of Cheilinus undulatus (humphead wrasse), 3320 nucleotides long. Its product is annotated as inter-alpha-trypsin inhibitor heavy chain H3-like. The record is from RefSeq and is a predicted model, not a curated record. Lineage: Eukaryota; Metazoa; Chordata; Actinopteri; Labriformes; Labridae. The coding region runs from base 67 to 2688 and encodes 873 amino acids. The transcript has 19 exons.
GCUGUCCUCCUCUGAGUUUAAAAAGAGAGCUCCAGCUGUCUGGCUCACACUCUGGUGGGAGGCAUCAUGGCACGAGCUGUAGUGCAGCUGGUCCUUUUUGGGCUGCUGUCAGCUUUGGUUACCACACUUGCAGACAAGGAUGACUGGGACAUCUACAGCUUUCACAUCAACUCAACAGUGAGCAGUCGUUACGCAACCACUGUCAUCAAAAGCCGCGUGGCCAAUCGAAUGAACGAGUCAAAGGAAAUAGAGUUUCAUGUCAGGAUUCCUAAGAAUGCCUUCAUCAGUAAAUUCAGAAUGUUUAUUGAUGGGCAGCCAUACGAUGGAGUUGUGAAAGCUAAGGAAGCGGCUAAGCAGCAGUACACUGAUGCUGUGUCCCGAGGUCAGAGUGCAGGGAUUGUCAGUUCUGUUGGAAGGACUCUUGAGGAAUUCAAGACCUCGGUGAAUGUAGCAGCUCACAAAAAAGUCACCUUUGAACUUACGUAUGAGGAACUACUGAAACGCAAAUUGGGCAAGUAUGAGCUGCAAAUCCACGCUCGACCCAUGCAGCCUGUAAAAGACUUCAAGGUGGAUGUACACAUAAACGAGGAUGCUGGGAUCAAUUUCUUGGAGGUGACAGGAGGACUGAGCACCAAUGCCAUGGCUAAUGCCAUCACCAAAACACUUGCAGACAAACAGGCGUGGCUGUAUUUCUACCCAACAGAGGAUCAACAGAAAUCAUGUGACAGCUGUGGGGAGCAAGGUAUGAAUGGAGAUCUGGUCAUUGUUUAUGACGUCAACAGGGAUGCCUCAUUUGGAGACAUCAAGAAAUCAUCGGGGUACUUUGUUCAUCACUUUGCUCCAUCUAAUCUUGCCCGAAUACCAAAAAAUGUGAUCUUUGUCAUUGAUCAGAGUGGCUCAAUGCGCGGGAGGAAAAUACAACAGACCCAGAUCGCACUGAUUCAUAUCUUGAACGACCUGGCAGAAGAUGACUUCUUUGGUCUGAUCACUUUUGAUGGCAGCAUUUUUCACUGGAAACGAGAACUUGUUCAAGCUAAUGAACAAAAUGUGGCUAGUGCCAAAACUUUUGCACAGAACAUUCAAUCCAGAGGAGCCACUAACAUUAACCAAGCAGUUUUGGAUGGAACAUCUAUGCUAAACGAACAUCCCAGAGAAGGCUCAGCAUCUAUCCUCAUACUGCUCACAGAUGGAGACCCAACCUCAGGUGUGACAAAUCUGGAAGUAAUUCAGUCAAAUGUAAGAGAGGCCAUCAACGGUAAAUUCCCUCUCUACUGUCUCGGUUUCGGCUUUGAUGUCAAGUUUGAGUUCCUUGAAAAGAUGUCACUGCAGAACAACGGUGUGGCACGGAGGAUUUAUGAAGACUCUGAUGCUGAUUUACAGCUGAAGGGUUUCUAUGACGAGGUGGCCACUCCUUUGCUGACAGAUGUGACGAUGAUUUAUGAGGGUGGGGUUAAUGUGACCCAGACUAACUUCAGCCAGUAUUAUAAUGGCUCUGAGAUUGUUGUGGCGGGUCAAAUCACUGACAACGACAUUGAAACCUUCACUCCACAAGUCAUUGCUAUUUCAAGGAACACAAGGGUGGUGUUUACAGAGACAAAUCCUUCAGUGGAGUCGACUGGGACAGUGUCUGACAGUAACAUCCAGAGGGUCUGGGCCUACCUCACAGUCAAACAGCUUCUCGAGAAAGAAUUGCAGCUCUCUGGUCCUGAGAAGGAGAGUGCCAAGAAAGAGGCCCUGGAGCUGUCGCUGAAGUACAGCUUUGUGACCCCACUGACAUCCAUGGUGGUCACCAAGCCUCCGGGGGAGAGUGCAGAUGUGCUUCAUAAACCCAAGGAAGGUGAAACCCAACCAGUCACACACACCCAGUCACAGCACCACAGAGGCAGUGCUAUGCCAUUUGGGGCAGAUUCUUCACGUUCCACAUUACGUAGAGGUAUUGUUUUUUCUGAAGGGAAACUAAAGAUGCAAAUUAGGACAAGCCUGCAUGAUCUGUCAUCAGCUAGUCCUGUCCGAUAUUCACGUCGUCGUCCAGCUCGCCCUCCACCUCCUGUUCCAAAUCCAGUUGUUCAUGCCACCCAGUUUUUACAUAAAACUGAGAACCAGACUCUCCCACUGUGUUAUAAUGUCGUUGGAAACAUCAAUCUUAAACUUCUUCACCAUCCUAACGGAGGGCUGUUAGUGAACGGUGAGCUUGAUGCAUCACUGGGAGGAUUCAGAAGGAUUGCCAUCCACACAGCUAGUGCAAAGUUUGAGCUUGAAGGCCUGAGAAUCGUUGUACGAGACCCGCAGGGCAGAGCUACCUAUCUUCAGGAGGAUGAAGUCAUUACUCGUGAUAACGUGACAGUGAUCAGACGGCCAAAAGAAAUAGAUUUUGUAAGCGGAGACACACGGAUCGUCCUCUUGAUUCAUGAGAAAAGCGGUCUUCGUUUCCUCUGGCCUGUUAUCAGACAACAGUCGACAGAUGGAAACCUAACAGGGAUUUUAGCUCUUAAUCCUGCAGCUUAUGAGGUGAUGCAGCAAAUCCCUCCCUAUACAAAUCUCAAAAUCCAAAACAAUGAGAUGCAGGCUGUCAGAUCCACUGUUGCUGACUACAGUAUCCCCUCUGCUCCGAUGCUAGACUGCUGGCUCGUCACCUCUGAGUUUGCCCUACAGAGGUCCAUGGGUGAAUUCAUCGUUGCACAAAUUUAAUGGGAAAAGUGAUGAAUCAUUGAAAAGAUUGAUGUAAAAACAUGCUGGCCAAUAACUUACCAUGGAACAAUACUUUGACAUUUUUAACAAUAAAACUUGUCAAAGAUCUUUGGUUGCCUCGUAUGAACUGAAUAAAUGAAAAUUAACCUAAAGGACUGGUCAGUGUUUGUCUGGGUAUUGUCUGUUAGAUUUAUGGUGGAACAGAAGCUGACCUUGCAAAUCUGAAAUGAUUCAGAGCAACACUAAGAAUCAUUAGAGUCAACUCCAUGAAGUUUGCCCACAUUGAUUUACAACAUACGGGACAGGAAGUUGUUUAUCUGACCCUUCUGUGAACAAAAAAACAGAGCUGGCAUGAUAUGUUUGGUUCUGCAUGAUGUGGUCAAACCAGUCGAGCUGCUUUGAGCUGCGUUUCAUUGUGUUAACAGAGAUUGUCCUCUUUCAUUGGAUUGCAUCAUAUGUAAGCACAGUUCAAAGGUAUGUGUGGAUCCUUACAUGAGACUUGCUGAUAAGGGCUCAGUUUUCCAUGAACCUCAGUGAGAUAUGUGACGUCAAAUAAUGUUUCCCAGUGAAUGAGCUUUAUGUUGUUUAUCGUUCCUUAAACUUGGCUCUUAAAUAAAUUCACUUCAAUCAAA